Messenger RNA from Myotis davidii, 2920 nucleotides. RefSeq names its product cholinergic receptor nicotinic alpha 6 subunit (gene CHRNA6). The transcript has 4 exons. Bases 1041 to 2288 code for a protein of 415 amino acids. Gene Ontology annotation, cellular component: postsynaptic membrane; neuron projection; synapse. Gene Ontology annotation, biological process: regulation of membrane potential; nervous system process; monoatomic ion transmembrane transport. Lineage: Eukaryota; Metazoa; Chordata; Mammalia; Chiroptera; Vespertilionidae. The record is from RefSeq and is a predicted model, not a curated record. Gene Ontology annotation, molecular function: transmembrane signaling receptor activity; acetylcholine-gated monoatomic cation-selective channel activity.
CCUCCGGUUCAUAGGUUGACACUCAACCACUGAGCCACGCCGGCUGGACAAUAUAACCAUUCUUCUUGGUGUGUUGAAGGCUAUCUGUUCCUAUGUGAGGCACCAGAAGUCCCUGUGGACCACAUUCAUUGUUGUCACUGAGCCAUGGUGAGCUCUGGAGAUAGCUCAGUGAUGCAGUACAGCCAGGAUGCACAGUCACCAACUCUCUUCUAGAAGGUUCUACACCCUCUGUUACUGUCUGAACUGCCAGGUUGGCCUUAGAGAUUUCUACAUAGAGUGUAUUUGCUGUUCUACAGAAUGACUUGGCCACAGGUUUACUGGGUGGAUGACCUUUUGGUGUAUGAGUAUGUCCCCUCCCCCCCUGCCCCCCCACUCCCCUGCAGUUCGCAGGGCUUGGGUGAUGUGCUGUGAAGGAGUGGCAGGUUGCUGCUGGAAAACUCCAUGCUGAGCUGAGGCUGACAUUUCAAAGGGCAAUUGGGCUCAGGACUCAGAGCCUGUGCAAGCAUGUCAAACUCCCGGCCCGCGGGCUGCAUGACUCCCUUAUUUGGUCUGUGUUAGUCUUCGAGUUUGACAUGCUUGCUGUAGAGUGUUGAGGAAGGGAGGUUUUUCAGGAAAUUGAGAAGACCAUCAAAACAAUGAACCAGGUUCAGAUACCUAUCACCUUCUGUGGUAUUUUUCCUCCCUCCUUCCCACUCUCCUGCUCUCCCUUCUUUCCUUUCAUGGGCUCAGAAACCUUUAUAGGCUAUGGUAAUCAGAAAGGCUUCUCAGAAGUGGUGAGUCUUAAAUCACAUUUGAAAGACAGUCUUUCAGCCACAUUUUCUUUCAAAGUCAACAGGGUUGAGGUCAGAUGUGGAAUAUCAUAUUUCUGGCUGCUUUUGACAAGUUGACUUUUCAAUCUUCUUUGUUUCCCUGUAUUAACAUGAAUAACUCAGAUUUGGCUCUUUUUAGUAGUAAUUCUUGUUCUAAGAUCCACCUCUAUUAACAAUACAUUUGAGGCUAAAAAUAUUGUUUCUUUUUUCCAGGAUGAAGUAAACCAGAUCAUGGAAACCAACCUGUGGCUACGUCAUAUCUGGAAUGAUUACAAAUUGCGCUGGGACCCAGUGGAGUUUGAUGGCAUUGAGACUAUUCGUGUUCCUGCAGAUAAGAUCUGGAAGCCUGACAUUGUUCUCUAUAACAAUGCUGUUGGUGACUUCCAAGUCAAAGGCAAGACAAAAGCUCUUCUUAAAUACGAUGGCAUGAUCACCUGGACUCCACCAGCUAUUUUUAAGAGUUCCUGUCCUAUGGAUAUCACUUUUUUUCCUUUUGAUCAUCAAAAUUGUUCCCUGAAAUUUGGUUCCUGGACAUAUGACAAAGCUGAAAUUGAUCUUCUGAUCAUUGGAUCUAAAGUGGAUAUGAAUGAUUUUUGGGAAAACAGUGAAUGGGAAAUUGUUGAUGCUUCUGGCUAUAAGCAUGACAUAAAAUACAACUGUUGUGAAGAGAUAUACACAGAUAUAACCUAUUCUUUUUACAUUAGAAGAUUGCCAAUGUUUUACACCAUUAACCUGAUCAUCCCCUGUCUCUUUAUUUCAUUUCUAACUGUGUUGGUCUUUUACCUUCCUUCUGACUGUGGUGAAAAAGUGACACUUUGCAUUUCAGUUCUGCUCUCUCUGACUGUGUUUUUGCUGGUAAUCACAGAAACCAUCCCAUCUACAUCUCUUGUGAUCCCACUGGUGGGUGAAUACCUCCUAUUCACCAUGAUCUUUGUCACCCUGUCCAUCGCAGUGACUGUAUUUGUGUUGAACAUACACUAUCGCACUCCAACAACACACACCAUGCCCAACUGGGUGAAGAUGGUUUUCCUCCAGCUGUUGCCCCAGAUCCUGAUGAUGAAGAGACCUCUGGAUAAGACGAGGAAGACAAGUUCUGAUAAAAACCCCAGAAGCAUUUCCGGUAGGCCUACCAAAGUCAAGUUUGAUAAUCGCAGAGAACCCAAACUUCUGAAAGAAUGCUGCCACUGCCAUAAAUCACAUCAGCUUGCCACCUGCAAGAGAAGAUUAAGUCACCAGCCUUUACAGUGGAUGACAGGAAAUACGGAACACUCACCUGAAGUCGAAGAUGUGAUUAACAGUGUUCAUUUCAUAGCAGAAAACAUGAAGAGCCAAAAUGAAACAAAGGAGGUAAAUGAUGACUGGAAAUAUGUGGGCAUGGUGGUGGACAGAGUGUUUCUUUGGAUCUUUAUCGUUGUCUGCGUGUUUGGAACUGCAGGGCUAUUUCUCCAGCCGCUGCUGGGGAACACGGGAAAAUCUUGAGGAUUCCAUCUUUUGAAAUUUGCUGAUGCUGUAUGUAUUGUGUGUUCCCUACCACAAAGAAAGGGACAGAAAGCUUCCCAUCUAAGUGCCCCAUCUACUGAAGCUGAUGACUAGACGGGAAAAGAGGACUUGAUUGAAAAGGAGGAGCCGGGGUGCCCUCCUUUGUAGCACGACGCUGGAGCCCAGAGCUGGCAGCACCCCCAGGCUUCUCUUGUCUGGACAUGUUCAGCUUCCAGGGCCAUGAUGAGCCAUUACACAGCGAACCACGUCAUCAGCAUCAAGCCACACUACAGAGGGGUUCUGCGGUCCCUCCAGUUUAUGCUGCUGAUCAGCAGAAUGACACAGGCCAGACACGAAACUCUGGAGCGUGGCCCUUGCUGACGUGUGCAAUGCUCGUGAACUCUUGUGGGCUUGCUUUCUGGUGCAUGUGUCUGUGAUGUAGCUCACACACCAGCAUGAUUUCAUACAGUAGUUAGCACAAAGUAAUGGCAGGUAGUCGCAGUCGGUCUCAGCAGGCUGUAUUUAAUUAGCAUUUAUCUGGCCAGAAACGAGUGGUAACCCAACACUGUGCUAGGCAUCGCAAAAGUGACAGAAAUAGGCUGCCCCCAGCAGCCCCAGCUUUUUAGGGAAAC